GUUGUGACACACAAUGCUUUCAAGCGUCGAGUGAUGUAUUCGUUGGUUUCGGUGUCAUAUGUGGCAUUGAUUGAACGGCUUGGCUAGAAGGGGGCGGGGAUACAUUUGCUAAUGAAUGCGUGUUGUAGCAACAGCCGUUUCCAAGGGAGAAUAUUAAAUGCAGACCCCCAGAAAGCGGCGAGGAUGGCGACAAGGUGCAGCUGACAGUCCACAACGAAGUAUUGUUUUCCGACGCACUGCAUGGAGGUAUCACAAGAACACGCAGACCUCGAGGCAGAUAUUUGUUCUCCUCAAAAUAUUAGUACAACAUGGAGCCUGUCCCCGGACCCAGGACCAUCAUCAGACUCUGAACUCUCCUUCUGUCUGGAUAACCUUCAUUGUCAGGACUCCACCCCACAGAGAAGACUACAGCUGACGCCGGAACUUCUGACUCCUAGCCCGAUUCAGAACAAAGGUGUUUCCCAAGAGAUGACGACGCCGACAGGUUCAGAUAAAACCAUAGCUGAAUGUGAAGUCGCGAAAAGGAAAGGGGAGAGAUCUGGCUCACAAAGAUGCUCUGAUCCAAAAAUGGGACAAAAUACACGGAAGUCACAGGGGACGAGGGAAGCGAAUAAAGAGAAUAAGCGGUUGCGAGUGACGUUGUCCAGUCGGUUUGCCGGUUCCACUGCACUUCAAGGUCUGACCAGAAGUGGAAGGGGACAGAGACAGAGUCCAGAGGCCAGCUGGGAUCCUGUGGAAGAGCGAUGGACUGAGCUUGCGACUUUGUUUCCUGGACAGUGGACUCAAUCCAGACAUCAGCCACACCCCCUGGACAUCCCUAAUUCUGUAGCUGAAGACAAAAAUCUCAUUGGAGACUACAGCAAGCCACAUCUCUUUCCUGUGAAGAGAGGGGGACACUUGGAUCUGCAGUAUAUAUCAUCACAGACAGUGGCAUCUCUGGUCAAUGGAAAAUACAAGAGCGUUGUGUCGAGCUACCUCAUCAUAGACUGUCGCUACCCUUACGAAUUUAAAGGGGGACAUAUCAGGGGGGCCAUAAACCUUCACUCUGAAGUGCAGCUGCAGGAAGCUCUUUUCCAGGAUACUGUCAUGUUCCAGAAGCCCCCCCGGACAAUGUCUCCCAGCAGCCCCCCUACUGCAGCCCCCCUCCCAGAUACAGGCCUUCCCAGCCAAGGGGGUACUUUUCAGGGACAAACGCCACAAAGGGGCACAUUAGAGAGUGGGUCCCCGCCAGGUGGUCCCUUGCCAAGGAAACUCAUAGUCUUUCACUGCGAGUAUUCUACUGAAAGAGGUCCCCGCUUAUAUAGAAACCUGCGAAAGCUGGAUAGAGGCCUCAACGUUUACCCUCAGCUUUUUUACCCAGAACUGUAUGUCCUAGAUGGAGGAUACAAAGAAUUCUACUCCCAGUUUCCGGGCCUGUGUGAACCUUCUGGCUACGUCCCGAUGCUCCACAGAGACUUCAGGGAGCAACUGUACAGAUUCCGUAGGAAGAGAAGAUCACGCACCAUACAACACAGAAAGAAGCAGCUUUUUAAAUCAGAUGUGUAGUCUACCAUGCCAGAGAUGUUACAAAUAAAAUUUAAUUAAGGAUAUA
This is a messenger RNA of Anguilla rostrata (American eel), 1591 nucleotides long. It is a transcript of the gene cdc25d, whose product is annotated as cell division cycle 25 homolog d. The transcript is spliced from 13 exons. Gene Ontology annotation, cellular component: cytoplasm; nucleus. The record is from RefSeq and is a predicted model, not a curated record. Gene Ontology annotation, biological process: positive regulation of G2/MI transition of meiotic cell cycle; positive regulation of G2/M transition of mitotic cell cycle; protein dephosphorylation. Bases 241 to 1545 code for a protein of 434 amino acids. Lineage: Eukaryota; Metazoa; Chordata; Actinopteri; Anguilliformes; Anguillidae. Gene Ontology annotation, molecular function: protein tyrosine phosphatase activity.